AUGAGUCGUCCGUUUAACAAGGUCGUCGUCGUCGGGGCCGGCCCCUCCGGCCUGCUUCUCGCCCUGCUCCUCUCCAAACACGGUAUCGCGGUUCAUAUACUCGAGGCCCAAGAUCAUCUCGACCAGCAACCCCGCGCCGCCCACUAUGGACCCGCCGCCAUGCCCGAACUCAUCCGCGCGGGGGUCCUAGCAGAAGUCCGCCGCCGUGGGAUGACGACGAGCCAGUUUGUCUGGCGGCGCUUCGGGGAUCACAGUGUCAUCACGGGCUUCGAUUCGACCGUCCUCCGCGAUGUCGACGGCGAGGAUCUACGACCGACGUGCCUCGUACUGCAGGAGCUCGACCAGAUCAUGCUCGACGAGUUCUUGGGGAAGUACAACGGGGCCAUCAGCUGGCAGCACCGCGUGGUCGGACUGGGACAAGACGACGACCGUGCCUGGGUCGACGUCGAGACACCCGGCGGCAAGAAGCGGGUCGAGGCCGACUACAUCAUCGGCUGCGACGGGGCCAACAGCGCCGUGCGCAAGGGGCUCUUCGGGGACGAGUACCCCGGCUGGACGUGGGACCAGCAAAUCGUCGCGACGAACACCUAUUACGACUUCGCGGGCAAGUUCGGGUGGCACGACGCCAACUUCGUCAUCCACCCGGAGCACUUCUUCAUGGCGGCCAGGAUCACGGCGGACGGGCUGUACCGCGUCACGUACGGCGAGGAGCCGAACCUCUCGCACGACGAGCUCAGGGCGCGCCGGCGGGAGAAGUUCAAAACCAUGCUGCCAGGGCACCCCGGGCCCGACGAGUACGAGGUCGUCAACUUUGCGCCGUACAAGAUGCACCAGCGCUGCGCCCCGCGGUUCCGGGCCGGGCGCUUCAUGCUGGCCGCCGACGCCGCCCACCUGUGCAACCCCUGGGGCGGGCUCGGCAUCACCGGGGGGUUCGUGGACGUCGGCGGCCUGUACGACUGCCUGGCGGGGAUCUGGGACGGGGCGGCGGACGAGGGCAUCCUCGAUCUGUACUGCGAGAAGAGGAGGGAGAAGUGGAGGACGGUCAUCGAUCCGAUCUCGCAGGAGAACUUCCGGAGGGUCUCGGACUCGGACCCUGCGACGCGGCUAGAGAGGGACGGGUUUCUGCAGAUGUGUCAGCGAGCCGAGAGGGAUUCGGACCUCAUGCGGGAGUUGAUGAUGGGCACUUUUGACGUACGGUAUGACUUUACGCAACACUACGAGAAAGUCAAUGGGCACAAAUUGAAUGGUGGUUGA
This is a messenger RNA of Colletotrichum higginsianum IMI 349063, 1254 nucleotides long. Its product is annotated as FAD binding domain-containing protein. Gene Ontology annotation, molecular function: FAD binding; oxidoreductase activity. Gene Ontology annotation, cellular component: mitochondrion. Lineage: Eukaryota; Fungi; Ascomycota; Sordariomycetes; Glomerellales; Glomerellaceae. The transcript has 2 exons. The record is from RefSeq and is a predicted model, not a curated record. The coding region runs from base 1 to 1254 and encodes 417 amino acids. Gene Ontology annotation, biological process: ubiquinone biosynthetic process.